AUGCCUUAUAAUACGACAGCGAUUCCGCCUAGAAAGGAGCCUACAGGGCAAACUCAGCUUCCACGUCAGAUGCCACAACCCCAAUUGUCGAGGGUGAAGAAGAUCAUCAGCCAGGAUCCUGAAGUAGCCAUGUGCUCCAACAAUGCCGCCUUUGUCAUCACUUUGGCCGCCGAAAUGUUCGUCCAGCACCUCGCCAGCGAGUCCCAUACUCAAGCCAAGCUAGACAGAAAGCCGCGCAAGAACAUUCAGUACAAGGAUGUUGCCAGCGCAGUCUCUCAUAAGGAUAGUCUCGAAUUUCUGGAAGAUACUGUCCCCAAGACAGUGCCUUUCAAAAAGGCUAUGGCUGCGGCCCUCGCUAGGCAAGCCCACCUUCGCGGUGAAAAUGUCACCUCGGACGAAGGGCUUCAGGCUACACAAGAAGUGGCAAAUGGAAGCAGCAGCGUUCGGGUGAAUGGUGAUAGGGCCAGCUUUACCCUUGCUUUACGGUCGGAUGAUAGAUAUGACCCAAAUGACCAACUGGAGCUGGAAAUGAGACAGGCUGCAGAGCCCAGGAACCACGAUGUCAGCAUGGGUGGCCAGUAG
Cordyceps militaris CM01 is the source of this 582-nucleotide messenger RNA. Its product is annotated as CBF/NF-Y family transcription factor, putative. The record is from RefSeq and is a predicted model, not a curated record. Gene Ontology annotation, molecular function: protein heterodimerization activity. The transcript has 4 exons. NCBI's taxonomy places the organism in Eukaryota, Fungi, Ascomycota, Sordariomycetes, Hypocreales, Cordycipitaceae. Gene Ontology annotation, cellular component: nucleus; CHRAC. Bases 1 to 582 code for a protein of 193 amino acids.